Xiphophorus maculatus (southern platyfish) is the source of this 1688-nucleotide messenger RNA. RefSeq names its product bifunctional methylenetetrahydrofolate dehydrogenase/cyclohydrolase, mitochondrial (gene mthfd2). The transcript is spliced from 9 exons. NCBI's taxonomy places the organism in Eukaryota, Metazoa, Chordata, Actinopteri, Cyprinodontiformes, Poeciliidae. Gene Ontology annotation, cellular component: mitochondrion. Gene Ontology annotation, biological process: tetrahydrofolate interconversion. The record is from RefSeq and is a predicted model, not a curated record. Gene Ontology annotation, molecular function: methenyltetrahydrofolate cyclohydrolase activity; methylenetetrahydrofolate dehydrogenase (NAD+) activity; methylenetetrahydrofolate dehydrogenase (NADP+) activity. Bases 91 to 1218 code for a protein of 375 amino acids.
AAGACGAAGCUUCGCGUUAUUACGGUAGUUUGCUUUUUUACUUUUACAGGAUAAGCUUAUUGUUUCACAGCGGCAGCCCCUCCGAUCCGAAUGGUCAAAAGACGGUUCUCUGCCAGGCUCGGUGGGGGAGGAGGAGCUCUGAGUGAGUGUUUCGUAACCAGCCGGUGGUGGUGUGUCUCCUUCCUUCUCAGAAGAUCAGAAAUGGCAACGAUCAGGACUCUCAGGAAACUGUGCCAGCACGUCCAGCAUCAAGUCUGUAGCCUGCACACGUCCGCCUCCAGGGCAGAGGCGGUGGUCAUCUCAGGGAGGAAGCUGGCUCGUCAGAUCCGGGAAGAAACCCGGGCCGAUGUGGAUCAGUGGGUCUUAGCCGGCAACAGGAGACCCCACCUGAGUGUCAUUCUGGUUGGAGACAACCCAGCCAGUCACUCCUACGUUCUCAACAAGACUCGGGCUGCAGCCGACGUCGGAAUCUCAAGUGAGACAAUUCUCAAACACUCAGAGAUCAGCGAGGAGGAGUUACUGGAUCUAAUCUAUAAACUCAACACAGACCCUGGUGUGGACGGCCUGCUGGUCCAGCUGCCUCUGCCAGAGCACAUUGACGAGCGCACGAUCUGCAAUGCAGUGGCUCCUAACAAGGAUGUGGACGGCUUCCACGUAGUCAACGUUGGCCGAAUGUGCCUGGAUCAGUCCACCAUGCUCCCUGCCACUCCCUGGGGAGUCUGGGAAAUUAUCAAACGCACAGGUAUUCCUACCUUUGGGAAGAAUGUUGUAGUUGCCGGACGCUCCAAGAAUGUGGGCAUGCCCAUUGCCAUGUUACUGCACACAGACGGGCAACAUGAGAGGCCUGGAGGCGAUGCCACAGUCACUAUUUCUCACCGUUACACUCCAAAGGAACAGCUUUGCCAGCACACUAAAAUAGCUGACAUUGUUGUGGCUGCUGCAGGAAUUCCCAACCUGAUCACAGCGGACAUGAUCAAAGAGGGAGCUGCUGUGAUCGACGUUGGAAUAAACAGAGUGCAGGACCCUGUCACUGGAAAGAGCAGGCUGGUUGGAGAUGUGGAUUUUGAAGCUGUGAAGAAGAAGGCUGGGUUCGUCACCCCUGUUCCAGGAGGCGUCGGACCCAUGACCGUGGCCAUGCUCAUGAAGAACACCGUCAAAGCUGCUAAAAGUGUCCUGCUGUUUCCCCCAGAGAGGAUCCGUGUGGCUGCCGCAUCCUAAUGGAGCCACACGGUAAACCUGAGCAACAUGGACACAUUCCUCCCAGCACCACCCUCUUGAUUUCUUACUUGGAGCGGCGCAGUGAGCUCUACGUUGCACACAGACUGGAAAGAUGAUCGCUCAGAGGCUUUUCUUUCUACGUGUCAAGUCCAACCAUUUGCAGCCUGUUACACUAACUCAUGCAGCUGCAUGUGCUUUGUAACAGUAUUUAUAAUUUUUAAAUGUACGUCUUUGAUGGUUUUAAAGAGAUGUUUCUAUUUAUUGCUACAGAGACAAUAUUUUACACAUGAAUGCAGACUCGUGGCAGUGUGUGACUCUAAGCAGGUGAGCAGUGAAGCAGAGUUUUAGUUUAGCCUCACGCAAGUGUGUCAAGGGCUAUCAGGAACAAGAUUGUUAAAAUACGAGCUUUAAAGAUUCACUAUUGCCUUGCAAAAAAAAACUAUGGAAUAAAUGUUGCAUUUUUCUUCUCA